Molecule: messenger RNA, 672 nt
Organism: Tricharina praecox
Lineage: Eukaryota; Fungi; Ascomycota; Pezizomycetes; Pezizales; Pyronemataceae
Exons: 1
Coding region: 1-672 (223 amino acids)
Source: RefSeq, a predicted model, not a curated record
AUGCAUAUCAACAUCCUCAGCAUUUUUGGGGCCCUCUCCACGAUGGCUGUUUUGGUCUCCACUGCUCCCUCCGGCGGUCACGUAUCUUCCGAAGUCAAGCUGCGCGACCUCCCGGUGGUCUCUCGCGCCGGCACCGACCACUCGCCGGUCAAGGACGCCAACACCUUCGGCAAUAACGGACCCUCCGACUUCAAGCCAUACAACAUCACGCUGCCCGCUCUCCCGAGCGCCGACCACUCCGAGAAAGGUGGUGGCGUGGUGGCGACCAUCUCGCUCGACACCGAGGAGCCGAACGCCUACCUCGUCACGAUCCGCUCCACGUCCGAGGUAGAGUCCACCAGUGCUCUCGGUAAGAUCUACUGCAAGACUUCCUGGGCCUCCCCCACCUUCGACGAGAUCAACUACUGCAUCGGCCGCAUUGCUGCGUAUGCCUCUAACACCUGCACCCAGGACAACAUCGGCGGCAGCAAGUGCAGCACUAUGCACAAGUGGAAGGGUGGCGACAUCUCCUUGUGCGGCCGCUACAAGAACAAGGUUCCCUGCCAGAUCAUUGCCGAAGCUUCUAUGUUGAUCAAGGAGGUCUGUGGUGAUUGGCCGAAGAGCAGGGCUGGUGGAGAGUUGAAGUUCAGUAGGGAUAUUAUGGGUGGCAAUAUGCGAGCUGUGGUUCAUUAG